GACAGUAUUUGAGCCCCGAGUCUAGAAUAGUAGACGGCAUAACCUUACAUUUCUGCUAAGGAACGGAGCUGUUUCGUGACAGUCCGUGUGACUUCAUGAUGAAGAUUGUCAUUUUCGUGGUCCUGCUGGUUGGCCUACAGGAUGUGGCGUCAGUUACUCACUCACUGAAAUACUUCUACACGGCCUCUUCUGGAAUAAAAAACUUCCCAGAGUUUGUGACUGUUGGGAUGGUGGAUGAUCAGCAAUUCUCCUACUAUGACAGUGUCAUUAAAAAGGAGAUUCCCAAGCAGGACUGGAUGGCAAAGAGUGAAGGUCCUGAGUACUGGCAGCAACAGACUGAGGCCUCCCUUGGUGAUGAGCAGUCCUUCAAAGCCAACAUUGGUAUUGCUAAGGAGCGCUUCAACCAGACUGGAGGUGUUCACAUUGUCCAGUUCAUGUACGGCUGUGAGUGGGAUGAUGAGACUCAACAGGUUACUGGCUAUUAUCAGUAUGGCUACGAUGGCGAAGACUGGCUUGUAUUGAAUGUUGGCACAAACACAUUUAUUGCUCCAAAACAACAGGCUGAAAUUACUAAAAACAAAUGGAACAGUAACAAAGCUGGGCUGGAGUACAGAAAGAAUUACCUCAACCAGAUUUGUCCUGAGUGGCUGAAGAAAUAUGUAGACUAUGGGAGAAGCUCUCUGAUGAGAACAGAGCUCCCCUCAGUGUCUGUCCUUCAGAAAUCGUCCUCCUCUCCAGUCAGUUGCUUCGCUUCAGGUUUUUACCCCAACAGAGCUGAAAUGUUCUGGAGGAAAGAUGGAGAAGAGAUUCAUGAUGGAGUGAUUAAAGGAGAGAUCCUCCCCAACAAUGAUGGGACCUUCCAGAUGAGCGUUAACAUCGAUCUGUCAUCUGUUCCGACUGAAGACCACACCAAGUAUGAAUGUGUGUUUCAGCUCUCUGGAGUCAAGGAAGACAUCAUCAAUAGACUGGAGAAUGAAUCAAAUAAAACCAAUGUGAUCAUCUCUGUUGUUGCUGCUGUGGUUGUCAUUGGUCUCAUUGCUGUGAUUGGAAUCAUUUUUUACCUGAAGAGGAAAGCCAACCGUUCAGAUUCUCCUGUGCCCGGUCCACUCCCAGAAGAAACCCAACGUCUGCAAGCAUGAAAAAUCUCAAACAGACCAGACAAAUAAGUUCAUCAGUAAAGACGGAAUUUAUACAAGAAACUGCACCACGUUCUCUAUUUUUGGCAAAUUGUGAUUCAUCUGAAAUUUGAACAGAUUUCUUCGGUUUUGAAAUUCAGGAAUAUUGUGCAGCCGUACAUUAACGGGUUCAAGUGCUGUUAAAUCAAGUGGAAGUGAUGUUGAUAUUUUUAUUAUCUGGAAAUAUGUUGAAAUUAUUAUAAUUUUUUUUUAUAGUAAAAAAAAAUUAUUACUUUUAAAGCAAAGCUCACAAAUUCAUCCAAACACAGUUACUCUGACAAUUGGGGUUUAAAUCUAACAAAAUCAAAGACAUUUUUACCUCUGGAGAUGUUGACUGCUCUGCCAGGUAAUGUAAUAUAGCAUGUUGUGUUUUUAUGUGUUAAUCUUUUUCUGAUCCAAUCAACUAUCAAUACAUUAUUCUACCUAUCAGAUAUGAGCUUGGUUAAGUUUAGCAUCACAGUGAUGAUUACACAUCUAAAUUUAAUUUCUAGACAGGUUUGUGUUCACAUAAUUCUCACUUAAAUAUUUUGGUUUUGGGUAAAUUGCAUAUUUUCAGCUUAGGUUUGUGUGCCUUCUUUAUUUUGUCUGUCUUUUUGAUUUUUAUUUUGCUUUUAAUUAAAACCACUCAAAAGAAAUUAUUCAAAUAGUUCUAUCUCAUGUAUGCACCAAAAAAAAUAUUGUGUAAGGAAGAUAUGUUUGUUGUUUUAUAGGCUUCAUGAUCCGGGGUUUAAAUAAUUUCUUGUGUUAGGUUUAGUAUAUUGGUGUUCUGUUAAAUCCAUCUCUGUAAAUUUGGUUUGCUUUUAAAUAAAUUUUCACCAAAUCCA
Messenger RNA from Gambusia affinis (western mosquitofish), 1999 nucleotides. Its product is annotated as H-2 class I histocompatibility antigen, Q9 alpha chain-like. Gene Ontology annotation, biological process: immune response. The record is from RefSeq and is a predicted model, not a curated record. Gene Ontology annotation, cellular component: external side of plasma membrane. Bases 96 to 1139 code for a protein of 347 amino acids. NCBI's taxonomy places the organism in Eukaryota, Metazoa, Chordata, Actinopteri, Cyprinodontiformes, Poeciliidae. The transcript is spliced from 8 exons.